This is a messenger RNA of Macrosiphum euphorbiae (potato aphid), 612 nucleotides long. NCBI's taxonomy places the organism in Eukaryota, Metazoa, Arthropoda, Insecta, Hemiptera, Aphididae. The record is from the annotation of a GenBank genome assembly.
AUGUCAAUUUUCAACAACAUUUAUAACUCGUUCCUAGUUUUCAUUAAUUCGCAUCAACGCAGUCCUUUGAAAAUAAAUAACGUAAAUGAAAAACCGGUUGACAAUAUUAAUGCACAGCAUUCUCAAGCAGAGGUACCAUGUCGUUCAUGCACUGAUUUCCGGACGUUUAGUCGUAUGAGACGUCAAGAGUUUAGUCAAAGUCAGGUUCAUUCACUGAAUAGCCAAUCUAAAGAUAAUAAUGAUGAAACCAAAAUACUAGAACACCAAAGAGAUGAUUGUCCCUUAGAUAAAGAUGAAUUAGGUCGUAGUACAUGGAAAUUACUACAUACCAUAGCUGCCACAUAUUCAGAUGAACCGUCACGUGAAGACCAAUCUAACAUGGAACAAUUCAUUAGAUUAAUACCAAAAGUCUAUCCUUGUGAAAUUUGUGCUAACGAUUUUUCCGAAAUAUUAACAUAUCAUCCACCAAACAUUAGCUCUCAAAAGUCAUUUUCAAAAUGGAUGUGUGAAGUACACAAUAUGGUAAAUCGGAAAUUAGAAAAGCCUCUAUUUGACUGUUCUAAAGUAAAUGAACGAUGGCGUGAUGGUUGGGCUGAUGGACAUUGUGAAUAA